AAAUGCUCCAAUCAAAAACAAAACUGGAGUUCUCCAGAAGAAGACCCUAAGUCAAUAAUUUGAGUCAAAGUAGUUUAUUUGGAAAUUAGUCCCAGGAAAUACCAGAAGGAAGGUGAGAAGGAUACAAGGAAGGGAAGGAAGCUGUAGAAGGUACUUAAUCAAGUAACCCCUGUGGGUAACUUGAGCUUAAAACCUUUGGGGAACCCUGGGGAAACACUGUAGAAUCUAUGUCUCAGAGGCAUCUCACCCAGGGGUUAAAGGAGCUGGGAUAUUUAUAAAUCAACUCCCAGGAGUCAUUGGUUGAGGACUCUGGGGGUGGGGGUGGACAGGGGCAUUAAUUCCCCAGCACCUUUGGCCUGCUGAGUUCUAGGCAGGUGGGAAAAAUCCUCAGAUAAAGAUCUAUAAGUGCUGUGGGAGGAAAAUUAAGUAGGUUUGCACUGAAAAUAUUAAGAAUUGAAGGGAUAUAAACAGAGCACUGACAAGUUUGCUACAGAGGAUAUUAGUAAUUUUUUAAUGUUGUUAGGUAGUUAAAAUGAGAUGAUGCACAAAAAAAAUCCAUUCCUGGUGUGAUGGCUGCUCUCCUUCCUUUGGCAGCCCCCACAGCAGGAUUCGAGAGAGGCAGUCCAGAGGUAAUGGAGUUUUCAAUACUGUCAACUUCUAAAAGUCAGCCUCAAAAAAUGGCAGUAGUUUCAGUGGAUUAGCCACCUCCCUCAAGGCUGAUUCUGUAAAUUUUACAUACACUUCUAAUAACCUGUCACCCUAGGGAAACUCAGACCUCCCCAGUGGUUCCUGGUAACUGAAUCUUACGCACAUAAGGGUAGCUAUCUUUUUUAGUCUUUAAUCAAGCUCCCACCCCUUCCAGAUCCCCCCUCCCACCGUGUGUUCUCCAACUCAUGAUCUGGUGACAUUGUCCAAAAAUAGCUGCAAACCAACAUUAUAAUGGUAUGGGACUCCAAAGUUUGUAGUCAUUUGAUAGUUAACUGCGUAUCUUUGAAGGCUUUGAAGAAUGACAUAAUCCAAUCUUUGGGGAAAUUUCGGUGUGAAAGAGAAGAGUAAGGGAAAGAGGGAAAAGCAGUGUAUGUGUUAGUUACUACAACUACCCAUUUUGAGGCAUGCGAGAAGCCCUGAGUAGGCAUGAAGUGCAGUGACUGGACUGUAAAGGAAGAGACCAGUGUGAAAGUGGCAAAGCUUGGUGUCUCAUAAGCAAUGGCCUCGUGUUGGAAGACUUGGGUUCCAGUGCAUUAUGCCGCUGCCAGCCUUGCACUGUUCCUCGAGUGUUUCUCUAUGUAUAGGGCGGGAAUGGCAGUACCUCGCAGGGUUACAGCGGGGCGCGAGGGGAUAGCGCCGGCUACGCGCUCAGCACGGUGUCUGCAACAGGGUAAAGCGCGCCAAUCCUGGUUUCUCCUCUGCUAAGAAAAAGGCGACGGAGGUAAUACCAUCCGUAUCCCAGAGGUUGCCGUAAGUAGUGAGUGCUGUAAGCACCAGGCAAGUAAUAAGCACCCAACCCCAGCCCGUCGCCCCCUUUUGCCCCCACGCCGGGAGAGACUCGGAUGAGACUGGCGGACAAAACGUGCUCCUGCCCGCGGCUCCCAGGCCACCCCUCUGCGCUACUCUAGCGGAGUGCUGUUGCCGGGGCCCGGGCACCGCCCAGCUCUAGCGCGGGCCAAUGGUAGGGCGGCCCGGGCACCGCCCUGCUCCAGCGCGGGCCAAUAGCGACGCGGCGCGGGCACCGCCCUGCUCCAGCGAGGACCAAUAGUAGCGUGGCCCGGAGCGGGGCCCGCCCCCAGUCGGGCGGGGAGGUGGAGAGGCGGUCACCGACUCCGCCCCACUCCCCUCUGACCCGGUGUCUCGUCUCUCUGUCUUCCUGUUCCAAACCACGUGGACGCGCCGGGGGCUGCGGGGCUGCGGGAGAGAACCCGGGCCGCCACUGCCGCUGUCGCCGCCGCCGCCAGACUCACGGCCCCCGCGUCCGUCCGAAGUCGCCUCGCCCCGGCCGCCGGCGCCUUUGCGGAGGGCGUGCACAUGGCGACCCAGGCGCACUCCCUCAGCUACGCGGGCUGCAACUUCUUGCGCCAGCGUCUGGUCCUGUCCACUCUGAGCGGGCGCCCAGUCAAAAUCCGAAAGAUUCGGGCCAGAGACGACAAUCCGGGCCUUCGAGAUUUUGAAGCCAGCUUCAUAAGACUAUUGGACAAAAUAACUAAUGGUUCUCGAAUUGAAAUAAACCAAACUGGAACGACCUUAUAUUAUCAGCCUGGCCUCCUGUACGGUGGGUCUGUGGAACAUGACUGUAGUGUCCUUCGCAGCAUUGGCUAUUAUCUGGAAAGUCUUCUUUGCCUGGCUCCAUUUAUGAAGCACCCGCUAAGAAUAGUUCUGCGAGGAGUGACCAAUGACCAGGUUGACCCUUCGGUUGAUGUUCUUAAGGCAACAGCCAUUCCUCUACUGAAACAGUUUGGGAUUGAUGGUGAAUCAUUUGAGCUAAAGAUUGUGCGAAGGGGAAUGCCCCCUGGAGGAGGAGGUGAAGUGUUUUUCUCCUGUCCUGUGAGGAAGGUCCUGAAGCCCAUUCAGCUCACAGAUCCAGGAAAGAUCAAACGUAUCAGAGGAAUGGCGUAUUCAGUUCGUGUCUCACCUCAAAUGGCAAACCGUAUUGUGGAUUCUGCAAGGAGCAUCCUCAACAAGUUUAUACCCGAUAUCUAUAUCUACACAGACCACAUGAAAGGAGUCAAUUCUGGGAAGUCUCCGGGCUUUGGGCUGUCUCUGGUUGCUGAGACCACCAACGGCACCUUCCUCAGUGCUGAACUGGCCUCCAACCCCCAGGGCCAGGGAGCAGCGGUGCUUCCCGAGGACCUCGGCAGGAACUGUGCCAAGCUGCUGCUCGAAGAAAUCUAUAGGGGUGGAUGUGUGGACUCGACCAACCAAAGCCUGGCUCUGCUGCUCAUGACCCUUGGACAGCAGGAUGUUUCCAAAGUCCUCCUUGGUCCACUCUCUCCCUACACGAUAGAAUUUUUGCGGCAUUUGAAGAGCUUUUUCCAGAUUAUGUUUAAAAUUGAAACCAAGCCAUGUGGUGAAGAACUCAAGGGAGGGGAUAAAGUGCUAAUGACAUGUGUUGGCAUUGGCUUCUCCAACCUCAGCAAGACCCUCAAGUGACACUGUCACAAAAUGAAAGGCCCCAAGGUCUCAGACAAAGCAGAAGCCGCCAAGAAACCAAAGGGACCAAAUUCAUCCAGAACGGGAUGGCCUCUUACAUUAAGGACUUUCUUAAUUUUCCACUUAAUGACAAUCAGGAUAUCGACCUGGAAGAACGUCUCUAUCAUGUGGUUUCCAGGGCAUUGACGUUCCUCAGGAGGCCCAGUCAUGAUGCGAGCUCCCUUGGCUUACCUGGAUGAAGAGCGCGCCUUCAGGACACAGUUGGGCUGCUAGAACCGUAUCACAGCUGCACGUUGGCAAUGCCUCAGCCCACAUCCCUGGGCUUCUGCCGUGUGGCUGUUUUCCAGCCCUGUGGAGUCUGUUACCGUUCUUUCUCCAAGGACUGACCUCUGUGAACCUUGGCUUCUGUGUAGGGAUUGAAUGAGAUGAUACGGGUGGAAGUUCUUUAUGAGUAGUACAGUGUUAGGCAAAUGUCGGAAAUUGGAGUAUUAGCCUCUUUUAGCCCUUGUCUUCUGAAUGGACUGCUGUCUUGGAGACAGAUGCUGCUGCUGUACUUGGAUGUUGGGGGAUGAGUGACUAGGGAGAGCGGGGGUCCAACUAAAGUUAUUGAAUGUUUUCUAUAUCUCAGGUCUGCUAUGCAUUUUCUUAUUUUAUUUUCACAAUAGCCCAGUGAUUUCAUUAUCUCCACAAGAAAAAUUCAAAAAGGGCAUUUUGUUCGAUAAUGUAAAGAUACUAGGUGUCCUGAUUUAAAGAUCUACGUGUAGUAGUGUCAGACUCUCGAAUUUUGCCCUACUUGCAAGCUGUUAAGUUCGAUUAUUACAGUUCAUGGAUAUUAGCAGAAGAUGUGAGAGUCCUGGGUCAGAGACAAAGAACUUUUUUCACUCAGAGCACAGCAAACAGCCUGAGCUUCAUGUUUGUAUUGGUUUCUUUGUCCCCGGAGUCCCACAGUGGUGACAUGGGGGGGGGGCCCGGGUAGCUGCCAUAUAUGCAGGGGGUUUGCAUCACAACAAAGGAACACGGAUGCUUUGGACUCCACCUCUGACAGCAAGCCUGCUUUUUGUUCCAGAUGGAGACAUCACUCACCCUUCAAAAUCGCUUGCUAUGAGCACAGUGAUGAGAACAGGCCAGGGUAAAGGCCUCCCCAGCAAGAAAGUGCAGGAACACUGCACAAUGUGAUUGCUCCUGCAUCUAACUGAGGCUGCAUGUGGUGUGUGUGUGGAGUCAGAGGUGGUAGAAGGGUACUAUCUAAUUCUUUCUAUUAGGAUCCAAAGGGUAUUUUCCACCCAGGGUGGACUUUUAAAGUAAGGAAAGGUCUUUGCCUCCCCAGUUCUCUUGGUACCCUUUCCUUUUUCAGUAAAAGGGGUCCAGAGGAGGUCUGUGUCUGGGGAUUGUGGGAGGAUGUGAAGAUGGAAGGCUAACAGUGAAGAAGGUUAGGCCAUCUGGAACUGGGGCUGUCUACUUACUGAGAACUUUACAUACUAUAUUAGAUUUCUGUUGCCUCAAAACAAAUUACCACAGACUUGGCAGCUUAAAACAAUACGUUUAUCAUCUCAGUUCUGUAGGUCAGAAGUCCUGGUGGCCUUGCUUGGGUUCUCUGUUUAGGGCUUCCCAAGGCUAAUGUCAAGGUGUUGGCCAGGCCGGGCUCUGGGAAAGAGUAUGCUUUCAGCAUCAUUCAGGUUAUUGGUAGGCCCUGGGACUGGAGUUCCUGUUUCUGGCUGGCUGUCAGCUGGGGACAGCGCUCUGCCUGUAGAGGCUGCCUGCAUUCCUCGUAGCUUGGUUCCCUCCAUUUUCAAGCCAGUGUAACAUGCACUGAGUUCUCACGCUUUGAAUCUGACUUCUUGUGAUACCAGGGUAAUCUUUCUAACUUAAGGUCAUAUGAUCACACCAGUACCUAGGGUAGUGUUUGAAUAGCCAGGGGCCAGCAAUCUUGAAUGGCCAACUGAGAAUUCUGUCUGCCACAUAUACUGCAGUCUUAUUUAUUGCUGCUGACAUUUAAACCCAGAUCUGCCCAUGCUCAGAGACAGAACUAAGGGGCCAGAUUUCUUUGGAUAUGUCCCACAGGGGCUUUCUGUCUCUUGGAACAAGUUCUGGAAAUGGUACUGCUAGUCAGUUUUGGGUGGCAUGGAGUCUUCCAGGCAGAUCAUUGCAAUCAGUAGAAGGGACAUGCGCCCCAUCUGCUGUAAACACAGAUGUGCCUGGUGGUUUCCAGCCCUCCAUCUGGAACAGCUGCUUCUGGAGUGGUAGUGUUGAUGAUAUUGCCAAUAGGAGGACAGAUUUAAUGUUUAUUUAAACAGCCUGCUCCCAGCCACUUCUCAGAUGCCCAAGAGAAGCAGUACCAUCCCUUGAGUAGAAGUUGCUGGUACACCUUAGUGACUUUCAGCUCCUGCAGUCUCUGCCUUGUUCUUAACUUAGCUCCUGGUUGGUCCAGCUACCUUUGGUGUAGUUUGAUGAGACAUUCCAGCAUUUUGGGCUUACUCUUCUGUCUUGGCCUGUCUGCUCCCUUCUGCUGACAGAGACAGACCACUCGAGUUCAGUGAGACUAGUGAUUGUUUUUAAAGGCAGAUACACCUGUGACAUUUUGGGGGUCAUGAUAGAAUCAUUGCCUUUGUGUCCCUGUCAUAUACCAGGUCCUGCUUCUGUCUUUCAUCAUCCUUCGGUGCUACAUUCUGUGUGGACACCAGCCAGCCUCCCUCCAUCGUGAUUAUUUUACCAUAUUUGUCAAGACAGUUGAUAAGGGUGGAAGGAAGCUAGGGUGUUGCAACGUGACAUGCCAAAGGGAAAAGAGCAAUAGGAGACACUGCUGAAAUCCAGACUGCCCUCAGGGCAGCUGAACCUCAUGGUUCGCUUGUUUGUCUCAGUCUUUUCUGAUAAAAAGUGGUGAAGGACAUCACUGACUACAGACCCAACCAGAAAAGCCCCAAAACUUAGAUUGCACCACGGCACCUAUCGUCUCACUGUCAUUGUACAACGGAAGACUGUGAGAUGGCCAUUUCCGCUCAGUCUUUUGUGUUGGGAGGCUCGUGGUGAGGCCAGUGCUAGCAGUUUGUUUUGUGGUGACCAAGGGGGAAGAGUUGAGGGUGCUACAAGGCAGGGAGGGAAGUAGCAAAAUGGAGUAGAGGAGGCCUGAAGAAGUGGACAGAAUUGAAGGUAGACAGAGAAAAUGAAACACCAGGGAACUAAGGAAUCACCUCAGUCUUGGCUGUGCCCAAGGUGGGCAUGGCCUUCAUCUGGGUGAGGUGAGGGGAGCAAGGCAGGGUGCAGAAGUGAUUUAUCGGGGGGUUUAAUCAUGGUGGAAGGCUUAGAAUGUGGGGUUCUGUUGACUUUACCUGCUGGUGAUUUGUUGAAGACCUGUGGAUUUGCCAGUGGGUGACUUGGGCCAGUCUGUGAUGAGCAGGAAAGCAACACCACAGGCCGCCUGGACCCCACCUUGUUCCUCGCCCGACCCCAGGAUGGAGGAGAAAUAACUUGUGCUUCGGCAGGGUUUCCAUACUUAGAUGACCCUGGCCUGUUCUUUAGAAGUGACUAAUAGCUAAUGGAAAUGUCAGUAGACAAGCUGGGUCUUCCUGAACUCCAGUUGGCCAGGUCUAAGAAGCCAUUAAAGUGGAACAAUUUGUCAGUGUUUGGCAUCUUUCAGAGGCCAAGCCACAUCACCCCAAGCAAGUAAAAGCUGUCAUUUGGUCAGGGGCUGCCUGGGUCUGGGGCUGCUCUAAUUCCAUGUCACACUUGGCCCUUAACGGUCAGAUAGCCUGUCCCCAUGCCUGAGGCACGGGCCUUGGGUCAGCACCUGUGGAUGGACCAGGUCAGAGUUUUGGCACAUGGGCCGCUUCCUCUCUUCCUGGGUUUUCUGAUGCUGGUGUUUCUAGAUGUGCAUCCUGCUCUGCUGACACCCUUCUGUGGAGCCUGCAGGGGAGGUGAUGGUGAUUCCAGGAGGUAAGUGGCCCAGCUUGUUUUCUGGCCCAGCUCGGAAUUAACCAUCUGUGACGGUAUAAAUAAUUCACCUUCCCACACUUGGGCUUCCUCUGUGGAAUCAAGGUGGCUGUGUGAGAUGGUGCCAGAAAGAUGAGAGAGAUGCCCAUCACUGCCUCCUCUCCUGCUCCCCAUCCUCAUCUGUAAGUGCUUACUUGGGAUGGCAGAUAGGUUAGUUGGCAUGAGUAUUUUUAUUUUAGACAUUGAAAUAUUUCUCUCAGGUCUCAGGAUACUCUAUUCCUGUGUUUCCUCCCCAUUCCAAAGUUUUACAUCUAAAAAUACUCAGAUUGGUUAAUUUGUUAACAAUUUCUGCUGUGAUUUGGGAAAUUGUAUAUGAAGGUAUAUAAAUUUCUGGAAAUCAGAGGCUCUCUUGAAUGAACCAUCCCAGCCAUGACACAUGUGGCAACUUCAUAUGUCUACUCUGAAUACCCUGUCACCACGCCAGUGAGGGUGGUGGUCCUGCUGCUGGGCUCAGCAGGGGCCAUUUAGGCAACUGGUGUCACCUGGGGAGGAGAUGCUGCCCCAAAGGAAGGGGAUGAUGGGGCAGCGGCCUGUUCCCGCUGCAUCUGCAGCGGGACAUGGUAGGACAUCUUGAAAACAUCUCUUUAUAGUCUUUAGGGAAAGAUGUUGGUGGGGACUGUAUAUUUGAAAUGGUGCCUGGUUUGCACCAGGGAUCCAACAUAAGGUCAUGACAGCUGACCUCAGGCUGUUUUAAAUGCUGGGUGCGCUUGACUCCCGCAGCUUCCCACAUACUCCUCUCUCCCUCCAUGCUGUUUCCAUCUCUCUGCUGUUUGACCUGUUAGGCAAUUAAAGGCAUCGUGCCUAAGAUCUGUAAGCUUUGAAGAACCAAUGGAAAGGCUUACCAAAAAAGUGGGGGGAAAAUUCUGGCUCCAAAUUAUGCAAAGAAAAGAGCAAAAGUAACUAAAUAUCCACAAAAGGAACCGUUUCCAAGCUUAAAAUGUUGAGAACAGUAGAGGUGAGAGUUUCUUCACAAGUAUUUCCAAGCACACACAGUGAUUGCAAGGAAUCAGACCUAAUCAUAUAUUAACUGGGUUGCUGGUCAACCAAGCAAUUUAAAAGACAGAAUUAUAAAGAGCCUUUCA
This is a messenger RNA of Vicugna pacos (alpaca), 8213 nucleotides long. It is a transcript of the gene RCL1, whose product is annotated as RNA terminal phosphate cyclase like 1. The record is from RefSeq and is a predicted model, not a curated record. Gene Ontology annotation, cellular component: nucleolus. Gene Ontology annotation, biological process: ribosome biogenesis; endonucleolytic cleavage of tricistronic rRNA transcript (SSU-rRNA, 5.8S rRNA, LSU-rRNA). NCBI's taxonomy places the organism in Eukaryota, Metazoa, Chordata, Mammalia, Artiodactyla, Camelidae. Gene Ontology annotation, molecular function: RNA endonuclease activity.